GCGCGGCCUCAUAUAGCGGCGGGGGGGCAGCGGCGGCGCCGCAUUGCGGGCGGGCGUGGGCACCAUGGCGCCGCGGCUCUUCUGCGUGCUCGGGCUCCUGGCGGCCGCUGUGGCAAGCCCUGUUUUGUGGCAAAAGGACUGUGUGAAGGGGCCAGAGGUAUGGUGUCAGAGUAUUCGGACAGCAUCGCAGUGUGGUGCAGUGAAACACUGCCAGCAGAAUGUCUGGAACAAGCCUACUCUAAGCAGUAUCCCCUGUGACUUGUGUAAGGAACUUGUGACAGUGGCUGGCAAGGUUUUGAAGGAUAAUGGCACAGAGGAUGAGAUCCGCUCUUACUUGGAAAAGACGUGCGAGUUUCUUCCUGACCAAAGUCUGGUCUCUGAAUGCAAAGAAAUUGUGGAUUCCUACCUACCAGUUAUCAUGGAUAUGAUUAAAGAAGAGCUGGAUAAACCUGAAGUUGUAUGUAGUGCCCUCUCACUCUGCCAGUCCCUUCAGAAGCACCUUGCAGCAAUGAAACUUCAGAAACAACUCCAGUCCAAUAAGAUACCAGAGCUGGACUUCUCUGAACUGGCAUCCCCAUUCAUGGCUAAUGUACCUCUUCUCCUUUACCCUCAGGACAAACCCAAGCAGAAGCCUAAGGGGAGUGGGGAUGUAUGCCAAGAUUGCAUUCAGCUGGUUACUGAUGUUCAGGAAGCUGUGAGGACCAACUCUUCUUUUGUAAAGUCUUUGGUUGCUCAUGCCAAGGAGGAGUGUGACCGUUUGGGACCUGGAAUGUCUGAUAUGUGCAAGAGCUAUAUCUCUGAAUAUUCUGACCUGGCUAUCCAAAUGAUGAUGCACAUGGUUGUGUUCAAUAAUGCAGGAAUGUGUCUUUGUUUGCAAAAUUUGAGGUUACUGGAUGCUUUAAAGAAGCAACCAAAGGACAUUUGUGCCAUGGUUGGGUUCUGUCCUUCUGUGACAUCUGCUCCCCUUCUGAUGCCAGCUCAAGUGGUUCAUGAAGUGAAAAUGGAAACUAUUGAGAAAGCCUCAGUUCAAGAGAAAACCUUUUCCUUGUGUGAAAUAUGUGAGACCAUGGUGAAAGAAGUGACCGGCCUCUUGGAGAGCAACAAGACAGAGGAGGAGAUUGUUCAUGAAAUGGAGGUGAUCUGCUACCUAUUCCCAGGAAGUGUCAAGGACCAGUGUAAGGACUUCAUAGAUGUCUACGGCCAGGCUUUGAUUGACAUGCUCUUGGAGGCAACGAAUCCUGAAGCUGUGUGUGUUAUGCUAAAAUGCUGUGCAGCCAACAAGCCUCCACAGCAGCCAGUUUUAGUGAAGCCUGCAGAUGGGUUCUGUGAUAUCUGCAAGAUGGUGGUAGCUUAUGCAGACAAAGAACUAGAGAAGAAUGCCACGACAACUGAAAUUGAAGCUUUACUGGAAAAAGUCUGUCACUUCCUGCCAGAGUCUGUCAGUGAUCAGUGCGUUCAGUUUGUGGAACAGUACGAACCUGUGGUUGUGCAGCUCCUGGCAGAGAUGAUGGAUCCCACUUUUGUUUGCACUAAACUUGGAGUCUGUGAAGCAGCUAAACGGCCUCUCCUGGGGGAGGAUGCUUGUGUCUGGGGUCCAGGUUACUGGUGUAAGAACAUGGAGACUGCUGCUCAGUGCAACGCUGUUGAUCACUGCAAACGUCAUGUGUGGAACUAGAAGCAGCAUUUCCAGUUCUGAAAGUUUGCCAUGGCUCUUAAAAAUGUGGGCCGAAGCUGGCAGAGAGCUGUAUCUCAAAUGUCCCUUCUCUCUGCCUCUUUAACAAUUUGACCUUCAAGUUCCUUUUUAUUGUAACUCUUCUGUAGCAGUGCUGCCCUUGAAGGAUCAGAUCUUCAUUGUUGACUUAACAAAGAUACUUCUGAUUGUACAGUUUAACUCAUUAUGCUCCUAAAAAUAGCCAGUGUGUUGUAGAUUUUUAAUUGGUAGGCUGAAGUGGUUUUUAGGUGCUGGGAAGAACGGUAGAGAAGGGGAAAUGAGACAGGACUGUUAAUUGAAACAAAUAAAUGAGAAGAAAAAAGAACAAGAUAGCAAUUGAACUUUCAAAUGUCUGUCUGUAGUCAGCAUGGGGAAGAUGACACGCUUUGCGUUUGUAACAUCUGCCUGGAGUCUUUGUUUUCUGCCUAACUCUGGGGGAACUCUAAGGGGGAACAACUGAAAUCUGUGAAUCCCUUCAAAUGGAAUUUUCAAAGCUCUACAGAUGCAGAGGAGAAGGGACUUUGUGUGCCCAGCUAACUUUCAAAGUAACUGGUACCCAAAAGAUGCGUUGAGUGACCACGCUUUUGCAUUUGAGUGACUACACUUCCCAGGCUGUCGCAGCUAAGGAGACCCUCCCUCAGCCUUUGGUCAUGUCCUUUUUUUUUCUUUCCUUGGACUGCUCGGUCUAAGCAUGGCUGUUUGUCAAGCCCCCUGCAGUGGGGUGUCAGGCUCUUGAAGCAUGCAGGCAUAUGUAAGGAAUGACUCCCUUGUUUUUUCCCCUAGUUGCUCAAUUCUGCUGUCUUUCAGCUUCCUGCCUGCAGCCACCCGGGUACCGAGGAGAUGGGGCCCACAAGGCCGGUGCAAGGAUGGAGUGGAAAAAGCCAGCAGGGGCGAUGCAUGUGUCACAGGGAGUUCAGCACAGAGGGCAGAACACAUGGGAAAAUGGGAUUUAUUUGUAAACUGCUGUUUUCUUCCUUGCUCUGUGUUUCUCACAGCAUGUUUCAGUCCUGUAGAACCUCAGAGGCUGUGUAAGUCUGGGCAGUGCUGUUGCUGCCACCCAUUCUCACUCACUCACCCUUCCCAGGAGGUUCAUUAGAGAGUUUUGGGUUUUUUUUCCCCCGAGAGUUCCCAUUUCUAUUGGGAAACGCAUCUGAGUAGCCAGUGGAGAUGGUGGCAGCUAAUGAGGGCACUAUGGCAGGUACUGGGCAGCUCUGCUGUGGUUCCUGGUGACCUGCCUUCCCACACCUCUGCAGCAACCCGCUGGAAUGGCCUGAGCUGCUCAACAAAGGCCUUUCCAGGCCAGCUGACACCCUGGAAUCAAGUCAGACCUUGGGGUCUAGGGACCUGGAGAGUGAGAAUCAGACUUCUGUUGCCUGAGACAGACCUCCCAUCCCCUGCCAGCAGUGGGAGCAUAGUUCUGAUUGAGUGAACCCCUGAAACAGAGGAGACCUUUGGGAAGGAGGAGCUGGGCAGAGGUGGAGCUUUGAAAAUUCCAGUCCUGUUCAGAAAGGUGCCCGCAACUGCUCCUGUUCCUGGGGUGUCUUGGAUCAGGGGGGGAGCUCCAGCCACAACACUUCAGCAGCAAAGUUCAUUUUCAGGCAGCUUAAUGGAAAACCACUCGAGUGCUGCUCUGUUGUUGCUCUGUACGUACGAAAUGCCUGGGCAAUGUUGAUGGAUGGCAGUUGCGGGUUGUCUUUCCUGUUGGCGUUUGUACAGAAUGCUGAAGCACUCCUGGCUUUCUCAUGAAAAAGAAAGAAAGGAUUUUCCCUAAAGAUGUAAAAUAUAUGUGCAGCUUUCUGUCUUGGCAGUCUUUACAGGGGUUCCGGCAGGGCCUCAUGGGUGGGGGAGAUGUGGCAGAGAGGAAGCAGACUGCCUUCUGUGCCGCCUGUGAGGCAUGGCCUCGUGUUGCCCCAGGGCCCUGUGCUGCCCCAGGGGCCUGUGGGGAGAGUGUUUCUUCUUUUAAAGUGGAUGGCUCUCAUCUUAAGGCGAGAGUUUGUAGGAGGGAAGGUGAGGAUGGAUUGGCACUUGCAGGAGUGAGAGGCUGGUAUGGUUUUAAUGGGGUUUUUGGUAGCGAAGGAUUCAGGCCAGGUGGAGUGGGGGGAAGGCUGUGCCAGCCCUGGAGUCUCUUUAGUUUUCUCCCUCUCUGUGACUGUGGCACCUGCCCUGCUUGAGUUAUGCUGGGGAAACACGUGCAGUUGCUUCCUAAAGAACAUUGUCUUGAUUUUUUUUUUUGCACAAAAGCUUCCGUAAUGAACAAUAAAACCUUCUGUAAGCCAGUAA
This is a messenger RNA of Colius striatus (speckled mousebird), 3991 nucleotides long. It is a transcript of the gene PSAP, whose product is annotated as prosaposin. Bases 65 to 1675 code for a protein of 536 amino acids. The transcript has 15 exons. Gene Ontology annotation, cellular component: lysosome. The record is from RefSeq and is a predicted model, not a curated record. Gene Ontology annotation, biological process: sphingolipid metabolic process. Lineage: Eukaryota; Metazoa; Chordata; Aves; Coliiformes; Coliidae.